Messenger RNA from Anopheles nili, 1902 nucleotides. RefSeq names its product glutamate receptor 1-like. The transcript is spliced from 4 exons. Gene Ontology annotation, cellular component: membrane. The coding region runs from base 1 to 1902 and encodes 633 amino acids. The record is from RefSeq and is a predicted model, not a curated record. Gene Ontology annotation, molecular function: ligand-gated monoatomic ion channel activity. Lineage: Eukaryota; Metazoa; Arthropoda; Insecta; Diptera; Culicidae.
AUGGAUGAUACCUCGAGCACAUCAUUGUGGCGUUCAAUUGAACAACCACUCGGUGCAUUGCGAGAUCUUCUAGUGCAUUUGGACCGAUCCCACCAGCUCCUGGUGAUGACCUGUUGGCCACCAACAGUUCGUCACAAACUCUGGCAAAUUGUCCGCGAGAUUAGUGACCACCGCAGUACGAUUUCGGUCCGAUUUGCACCCGUCGAUGCACGCCAUCUUCCUUGGCACGAUCCCAAUCAACAUCAGAUUGUGAUCGUCGUCGAUUUAUCCUGUCCCGGAACCCAGCUACUACUGGAGAGCGCAAAACAACUGCUCUACUAUCGCCUCAGAUGGAUCGUUCUGCAAAGCAUUGCUGACGAGCUAAGCUUCCAAGGAUGGAAAACUUGUACUGACUAUCAGGUGCUGGAUCGGCUUCCAUUGUUGGUCAGCAAUGAGGUGUUUUACUUUUGUACUGAUCCUGCAUCGGGACGUCAUGUCAUCCGACAGCAGUACCGUUUGUCCGUUGCACCAAAUGCAUCGGUAACGACCAUGGAAACGUUUGGAGUCUGGCAGCCUGAUAAGGGUGUUCAAUUGGAAUCGAACGCUCCACGCCCUACGGUGACCUCAGUUAGAAGACAGAAUUUUAACCAAUAUCAGCUACGUGCCUCCCUCGUUAUACUGCACAACGAAACGCUUAACCAUCUGGAUGAUUUACAUGAUAGGCACAUCGAUACGAUUUCACGUGUAAAUUAUCUGCUUACGAAAACCGUGGCUCAAGCGCUCAAUGCGACCGUGCGGUUCACCAUCGUCGAUAGCUGGGGAUACCGAGAUCCCGACAAGGAUCGCUACAGUGGCAUGAUCGGCGAGCUGCAAAGCGAUUUAGCCGACCUCGGUGGAACGUCCAUGUUUUUCACGCAAGAUCGCAUCAAGGUGGUCGAUUUCCUCUCAAUGACCGCUUCAACGCGGGCUAGCUUUGUGUUCCGAGCACCGAAACUCUCCUUCACCGACAACGUGUUUCUGCUCCCGUUCGAUCAGUACGUUUGGUAUUGUACGGUUAGCUUCAUCGUCCUUUCCGGUGUGCUGCUUCUGGUGGUUUUGCGAACCGAGCAAAGGUACACGGCCACAUCCGAUGCGGGAAGCCAUUCCAUUACGGGAUUGUCGGACACACUGCUGAACGUGUUUGGCACCACAUGCCAGCAGGGUUCGUUUAUCGAACCGAAAACCGCCCCCGCCCGGUGCCUUGUGUUGCUGUGCCUGGUGGUGCUUAUGUUCCUUUACGCCAGCUAUUCUGCUAACAUUGUCGCCCUCAUUCAAUCGCCGUCUACGAAGAUCCAGACGGUGGGGGAUUUGCUAGCCUCCAGACUGAAGACUGGUGCCGAGGAUACGGUCUACAACCAUUACUAUUUUCGGCACGAAACGGAACCCAUCCGUAAGGCGCUGUACGAGCGCAAGAUGAGAAACAAGGAUGGAACGGAAAAUUUCAUCCCUUUGGCGCAAGGGAUCGAACUCGUCCGCCAGGGACACUACGCGUUUCAUGUCGAGGUUGGUGUAUGCUACAAACUUAUCAGUGAAACAUUUCAGGAGGAGGAAAAAUGUGGCCUUCAGGAGUUGGAGUACUUUAAAGUGAUCGAGCCGUACUACGCGGUGCAAAAGAACAGUUCGUUUCGUGAGUCCGUGCGCAUUAAUCUGUUUAAAAUGCGUGAAUUCGGCAUUCAGGGACGGGAACAUACGCUGCUGUACACGAAAAAGCCACGCUGCGUCGGAGGCAGCAGCUUCAUACCGGUAUCUAUCGUGGACGUUUGGCCAGCUCUGGUAACGCUAGGUUGGGGCUAUUUCCUUACCGCCACAAUAUUGAUUGCCGAGAUACUAUGGGUUCGUAUACGCAGCAGGUUACUCCCGGAGGAUGGUUAUUUUCAUCAUUAG